GGGACGAUGGCGGCUAGUAGUGGCAUCAAUAAUUUUGGGCUGUCUUCCUCUCUCCAAGAGCACAAAUUGCUGAGUACUGGCCCUACUGAACCAUGGUCAAUCCGCGAGAAGCUAUGUUUAGCGUCUUCAGUGAUGCGGAGCGGAGACCAAAACUGGGUAUCAGUUAGCAGAGCAAUCAAACCCUUUGCAGAACCUGGACGUGCACCAGACUGGUUUUCACAGAAGCAUUGCGCAUCCCAGUAUUCAGAACUGUUGGAGACAACAGAGACUCCCAAACGAAAGCGUGGUGAAAAAGGAGAAGUUGUGGAAACUGUAGAGGACGUAAUUGUUCGUAAGCUCACAGCUGAGCGAAUUGAUGAAUUGAAGAAACUUAUAAAGGAGACUCAGGAGAAAUACAGAAAGGUGAAGAGAGAGGCAGAGCUGAUCCAAUCUGGUCAUGGAGACAGUAAACUUCAGGAAACGUGGAAUGAUAUUGUUGCAAGGAAGAAACAGGAAGAAGAGGAGGCUGAGAUGAAAAGGCGUGCAACAGAAACUGCUUUUCAGGCCCGCCAAGCAGCAAAAAAUGCGCCUAAAAGACUGAUGAGCUUGCCUAUCCGGUCCCCGCUAGAAUCAAGUUCUCCUGGAAUAGACUACUCGGCUACAGAUACGACACAGGCGAGUGAGGAGAGUCACAAUAAUCUGGUGUCGAUAAACAUUGGAAGCACUCCGAAUAUUCCUGUGAUCUCAGCCCCUGAGACUCCUGUCACCUCCACAAAUCUUGAAACUUCCCUGACCCCAGCGCUGGAGGAUUCUCCCCAGAAAAGGUUAUUGGGACAGAAAGCCACACCUCCACCCUCUCCACUGUUGUCUGAGCUCCUGAAGAAAGGGAGUCUCCUGCCUACAAGUCCUAGGCUUGUCAGUGAAGCUGAGCUGCAGGUGAAUUCUGGUCAUGUUGCCAAUCCAAAUGUGCAUGUUGAAAUGGGAGCAGGUGUGUCGACGCUGCAUGUUCCAGAGCUACAGUCCAAUGUACCAGUGUCCCCGGCACCUGCAGGAGCCCCUACUCUGUCCAGGCUUUUGGAGGCCGGCCUCUCGCACUUCACGCCACCUUUCGUUCCCUUCUCUACUAUCAGCAGUGAGGCACCACCUCCAGUUAAACCUUUGCAAAAUCUAGCUGACCAGGUGUGUUCAGCCGGCACCACAGCAAUGACGCAGGAGAGCAGCGGGACAGUUGAAGAAACCACCAUUUGUGUUCAGGUAGAGAGCUGUGAGGAACAGCCAUCCCUAUCAGUUUCUGGAGAUCUGGCUGGCUUCUCUGUGUUAAUUGACUCUGGAGAAAGUAAGUGUCUACCAGGUGGCAGUUUGCAGAUUACGAGAACAAGAGAGGGCAUUGCAGAUCAGCAUCAACCAAAGCUUGAAGACACCGGGGUAUCUGAUUAUACAGAUAUGCUGAGCUUGGGCAACCAGGCUGACAUCCUAGCAAUCAUUGAAGAGAAGGUGGAGGAAGCAGCAGAACUGAUAAAUCUUCCUCCUGAUGAUAUUGGAGAGCAGCUAGCUGCCACGGAAGGAGAUGCUGCCUCCCUGUUUCGGGCAGAGCAGGUCAUAAAGGAGGAAGCUGAAGAAGUCCAGCAGCAGACUCAUAAAUCCGAACACCGACCUAGUGAUGAAUCUCAAGUAUUGGCUGGUUUGGGAACUGAAGAAAAACUGACUUUUAAAGCAAUUAAGCAAGAGUUGCCAGAUAAAGUGAAGGCAGAGCAAGAACAGGAAGAAGAGUCAAAUUCAGGUCAUGCACAACAGAUACUGGGUGCUAGAAAUGCAACAAAUUCCCCAGACAGUGGACUGAAAACAGAGACACUUGGGUUGGAGCAUUCUUUACCUCGGAGCAUCAUGCGAAGUAAAAGCACAUCUGAAGAACCAUCACAUCAGUCCCCCUGGAGCACUGCACGCAGCAAAAGUACCUCUGAGGAAAUCGGACAGCUUUCUCCCAGGAUUACUAUUCAGAACAAAAGUGGCUGUGAUGAUGUGGGACAGUCUGAAAUUCUAGAUUCCUCAAAGGAAGAGGGUGGAGUAGUUGUAAAGAGCCAUAUCAAGCUGCAAGAGAUGCUUGUUCCAAAAGAGGAGGAUGGAGCCAGUGAAGCUGCUAGCGUGGAUGAGGCCAGGGAAGAGGAACCGAAUGAGGUCUAUAUGUCAGAAACUGACAAUGAGCCACCUGUCAGUGAAAGUGAUGAUGGCUUCAGUAUUCAUAAUGCACAUUUGCAGUCUUCAGUCCUUGCUGAUUCAAUACCCAGCAGCCCUGCUUCCUCACAAUUUUCAGUCUGUAGUGAAGAUCAGGAAGCCAUUCAAGCUCAGAAAAUCUGGAAAAAGGCUAUUAUGCUGGUAUGGAGAGCAGCUGCCAAUCACAGAUAUGCGAAUGUAUUCCUUCAGCCAGUGACAGAUGAUAUUGCCCCAGGAUAUCAUAGCAUUGUACACAGACCAAUGGAUUUAUCUACAAUAAAGAAAAAUAUUGAGACUGGUUUAAUCCGCACAACAGCAGAAUUUCAGCGAGACAUAAUGCUUAUGUUCCAGAAUGCAGUAAUGUAUAAUAGCUCUGACCAUGAUGUGUAUCACAUGGCAUUAGAAAUGCAGAGAGAUGUUUUGGAGCAAAUUCAGCAAUUCCUAGCCACACAAUUAAUAAUGCAAACAUCCGAGUCUGGAAUCAGUGCUAAGAGCCUGCGUGGGCGUGAUUCAACUCGAAAACAGGAUUCUGCAGAGAAGGACAGUGUCCCCAUGGGUUCUCCUGCCUUCCUUCUAUCUCUCUUUCCAGCAACAGUAAGCGCUGUGAAAUCAGCUGAUGACAAAAUACUGUUAAUGAUGUCUACAAAGCAGUUAAUUACUGCUACCAAGAUGGUGGUACAAGAGGACGUCGCUGUGCCAUUGAAGCAGAUAUGAAAAUGAAGAAAUGAUCAUCUCCUAUAAGACCUGACCAUGUGAAAUGUUCAGCACUGUGUGUAAAGACCAAUGAAGCCGCACUGUCUUCGUUAGCAUUGAUAAGAAUUAUAUUGUACAGUCUUGUUUCUAGUGUACAGAUUUUGUUCUGAGAACAAUAUAUGAGCUUAAUAAAACUAUUUUGACAGUGUUAUGGCUUUGGAGAAUUUAGAUUACACUGAGUUUUGGUUAAUGCUAAUUGAAGAAAGGGCAAUUAUUUAUAAUUUUAGUAUUAUUAGCAUUAGUAAGUAUGCUUAUUUUGAUGAACUCAGUAUUUUUGCUUGUAUGAUGUAGAACAAAAUCUUUGUGUGUGCAAUGCUUAAGCAUUUUAAGAUUUUUUUUUGGUUUUCCAGAGCACUUUUUCAAAUUUUUUUUGUUGAAUUGCCUCUCAAGUCAACUUUGGGUAAAUAUCUCAGUUUUGUAUAAUGUACAAAUAUUCGAAACUUUGGACUGAUUUGGAAUGUUCCUUGGCACUAUCUUGAGACUUGGGACAAUCUUAAGACAAAUUAAAUAGGUAAAUGGGUACAGAAUUGAUGCAACACUUGUUUGACUCCAGUCAUAGCUUUCUCUCUUCUAGGUUUACUAGUAAAGAGACACUUCAAGAAUGUUUGAUUUUGUUCAGAGGCUUGGCACGAAAUUGUUCAAACAUGAAUUAACAUGGAGCUUGAGUAGCAUUGUGUAUUUUACCCAGUGAGAGUAAGCUUUGACCUCUCUUGACUAUAAAGAGCUGAUUUAAAGCCAUGUUGCAGAAAUUUAUUAUUCUGUAAUACUCUAAGUUGGUUAUCUUACAUGAGUGGUUGGUGUAUCAGAUUGAUGCAGCACUAGAUGUACCUGAAAUUGGGAUCGAAGGACAUUACUGGACUCGAGUUAAGGAAAUUUUAUGCUGCUACUGGCUCAUCUACAGCUGAGCUGAAGGUUUUUGAUGAGACAACAAAAGUGGGUAAAUGUUUAGUUCUUCAAUAUCCAUGGCCCUCAUCUUGAAUACAUAAUCAGCAGAAUUUUCUUUAAUUCCUACAACUGCCCUUGUACUCGCAUGUUGCUCACUGCAAUCCAGCUAGUAAUAGAUUUCCCCCUGCUGUGUUUUGAACAGACCACUAGAAGCAAAUUCACAUGAAAGUAAAGGGCAAAACGUUUUGUGAAUCGAAACAUUUUAAUUCUUGUGAUUUUUAAAUGAGUGCAGAAAUUAGAAAGUAAAUUCUGCAGUUUUCCCUAAAAUACAGAAUUAUUUAUAUGACCCUAUUUUAAAGUAUAGUAAAGUAACUACAAUUCAUAAUUAUGAUGUUACUAUUGUCAGAUGUGACGACUGAUGAUUUAAUAUAUAACAUAAAUAAAGUAUUCUCUGCUA
Stegostoma tigrinum is the source of this 4285-nucleotide messenger RNA. RefSeq names its product bromodomain containing 8a (gene brd8a). NCBI's taxonomy places the organism in Eukaryota, Metazoa, Chordata, Chondrichthyes, Orectolobiformes, Stegostomatidae. Bases 7 to 2904 code for a protein of 965 amino acids. Gene Ontology annotation, cellular component: NuA4 histone acetyltransferase complex. The record is from RefSeq and is a predicted model, not a curated record. The transcript has 23 exons. Gene Ontology annotation, molecular function: protein binding.